CCUCGGUCUGCAGACCAAAAAUCCGGAAACGAGUUCCUUUCUCUCUGGCGAAGAUAUAAAAAACCCUCCAAAACCUUCUUUGCCUGGCGACUCUUUGUUCUAUAUCUGGGGACAGCAGACAUACGAGCAGAGAGGACCGAGCUCCAUCUUGGUGUUGCAGAAGGAGGAGGUGUUGGUAAGAGGAAGAGGAAACUUGGAUAGUGGGUGUGGUGGUGGUCUAAGAAGGAGAUGAAUGCAAAGGGAUGAUAGAGAGUGAUGCACAAGCUGUGGAGCAGGAGUCCUCCUCCCUUCUUCCCGGUCUCCUCCGCCUUGGGAAGCACCCGCCACCUCUUCGGCUUCCUUGCCAUGCCUGCCCUCCCCCGCCCCCACCACCCACUCCCCGCCGCUAAGCCCCUCCGCCGCUACCCUCGGAACCCUCUCUCCAUUCCCCCUUCUUCGCACCACCCCAGGCAACAGCCCUCCUGCGGCUGCCGUGCCGUCUACCACAAUGGCGUGGCUGCCAGGGUUUGGGUGGUUUAUAAGGAAGGGACCGGGGUCGCCGGCGCCGCCUGGCUGCACGGCCGGCCGGCCGGACCUUGCGCCGCGUCCUCGAAGGAAGAGGCUUUGAGUGGCGCGGGGAAGGAAACGGAGUUUGAGGAAGUGGCGGGAGCAGCUGAGGAGGAGAAAGCGAAUGAGGGGGUCGCGGGUGGUCGGCAGCAGAAGCGCUUGUAUAAGGAGAGACGGCAAAGGAGCUCUUCUUCUUCAUCCGCUUCUUCGCCGUCCUUGUGCCCGCCGGGUCCGGCUUGUGCGGGACUUGCUGGUCUUCAGGGGAGUGCCGACCUUUUGACUAUUCCCGGCGUCGGCCCCCGUAAUCUGAGGAAGCUUGUUGACAAUGGCAUCGAAGGAGUUGCAGAUCUUAAGCAACUGUACAGAGACAAGUUCUUUGGAGAAUCCAGUCAGAAGAUGGUUGAAUAUUUACAGAGCUCUGUAGGGAUCAUUCACAAAAACCAUGCCGAAAGCAUAACCUCCUUUAUAAAGGAUAGUGUCGAUGAAGAGCUUAAAGAGGCAAGCUCCGAGUCUGACAAGCAUUCUUCUCAGAAAAAGAGGAUUACGUUCUGUGUGGAGGGGAAUAUAAGUGUUGGGAAGACAACUUUCCUUCAAAGAAUAGCCAAUGAAACACUUGAAUUGCGUGACCUUGUGGAAGUGGUUCCUGAGCCUAUUUCAAAGUGGCAGGAUAUUGGACCCGAUCAUUUCAAUAUACUAGAUGCAUUCUAUGCAGAACCCCAGAGAUAUGCCUAUACUUUCCAGAAUUAUGUUUUCGUGACAAGGGUGAUGCAAGAACGGGAAUCUGCUGGUGGAAUUAAGCCACUGCGUCUGAUGGAAAGAAGUGUUUUUAGUGAUCGAAUGGUUUUCGUUCGUGCUGUGCAUGAAGCUAACUGGAUGAAUGAGAUGGAAAUCAGCAUCUAUGAUUCAUGGUUUGAUCCAGUUGUUUCCUGUCUUCCUGGGCUUAUUCCUGACGGUUUCAUAUAUCUAAGAGCCAGUCCUGAUACCUGCCAUAAGCGGAUGUUGCUGAGGAAGAGGACAGAAGAAGGUGGUGUUUCACUGGAUUAUCUCCGUGACUUGCAUGAAAAGCACGAGAGCUGGUUGUUUCCUUUCAAGAGCGGAAAUCAUGGAGUAAUAUCAGUUAGUCAGUUACCUCUCCAUGUGGACAGCUCCCUUCAUCCUGAUAUAAGAGAUCGUGUGUUUUAUUUGGAAGGGAACCAUAUGCAUUCUAGUAUCCAAAAGGUGCCAGCUCUGGUUCUAGAUUGUGAACCCAACAUUGAUUUCAACAAAGACAUUGAAGCAAAGGAAAGAUAUGCUGGCCAAGUUGCCAAAUUCUUCGAGUUUGUCAAGAAAAAGAAAGAAAUGCCGUCCACUAAGCCCGAUGAAGGCAAAAGCUCUUGUAAGCAGCGGAUAGUUCUACCUCAUCAAGGAGGUUUCUGGACUCCAGAUAAAAGGCUUUUCCCGUCUUCAUCACUGCAACAGUUCGAUUUCAAGCGGGCAAUGUCAUCAUUCCUGUCGAGUUAGCUGCAUACGAGUCUUCUCCUAUUUGCCAGUGCCGUCUUUUUUGCUUUUCGCGAUCUUCCAGUUUGUGGCUGUAUACAACACAUACUGAUACUCUAGUUCAGUCUUGCGGUAUUGUUUGAAGCCUGUGGCAUGUGUAAAAUCGUAUCUGUGUUGCAGUGGAAAUUUGCUACGUGUUCCAUCGUCUA
Molecule: messenger RNA, 2231 nt
Organism: Nymphaea colorata (pocket water lily)
Lineage: Eukaryota; Viridiplantae; Streptophyta; Magnoliopsida; Nymphaeales; Nymphaeaceae
Exons: 5
Coding region: 256-2046 (596 amino acids)
Cellular component (GO): cytoplasm
Molecular function (GO): deoxynucleoside kinase activity
Source: RefSeq, a predicted model, not a curated record